Molecule: messenger RNA, 820 nt
Organism: Drosophila hydei
Lineage: Eukaryota; Metazoa; Arthropoda; Insecta; Diptera; Drosophilidae
Product: proteasome subunit alpha type-6-like
Exons: 1
Coding region: 51-800 (249 amino acids)
Biological process (GO): ubiquitin-dependent protein catabolic process
Cellular component (GO): nucleus; proteasome core complex; proteasome core complex, alpha-subunit complex
Source: RefSeq, a predicted model, not a curated record
AUAUAUAUUUGUACAGAUAUAGACGUUUGUUUUCAAAAAGAUAGAACGCUAUGGCGCGCUGUGGCACCGCAGGCUUCGAUCGACAUAUAACUGUCUUUUCGCCAGACGGACGUCUGUACCAGGUGGAGUACGCUUACAAGGCAGUCGUUGGGGAAAACCGCACAACGGUCGCCUUGACGGGCGCCAACUGUGUUGUGCUGCUGAUACAGAGGAAGCCGGUAAAUCAUAUGACCAUAGCAGCAACUGCGACUCGAUUGUUCUCCGUUUCGAAGGGAGUUGGAUGUGCGAUGCUCGGACGUCUAGCCGAUGCCCGUUCCCAGGUGAACAGGGCAGUCCAAGAGUCAGCAACAUAUGAAUAUACGUACGGCUAUCCGAUGCCCAUAGACGUGCUGGGCUUUCGCAUGGCCGAUAUCAAUCAGGUGUACACUCAGAAUGCCGAGAUGCGUCCGAUGGGUUGUUCCAUGGUGUUGGUCUCCUACGAUUCGGAAUUCGGGCCAAUGAUCUACUGCACGGAUCCCUCUGGCGCCUGCAUUGGCUAUCGCGCCUGCGUCUUCGGCACCAACAUGAAGCGGGGCAAUCUCUACGUGGACAGGCUGUACAAGCCCAAUAUGAACACCGACAGGACCAUUAGGCUGGCCAUCAACUCAUUGUCCUAUGCCCUGGAUAAGAUGCUUAAGGCAAGCGAUUUCGAAAUGGCAAUUGUCACAAAAUCGAAUCCCAAUUUCUAUAUGCUAAGUGAGUCCGAGAUCAAGUCUCACUUAAGCCGCAUGGUCUCUGGCCGGCGGAAGAGAAAAGCUUAAGUUGUUCCUAUACCUUGCCA